Messenger RNA from Owenia fusiformis, 2082 nucleotides. NCBI's taxonomy places the organism in Eukaryota, Metazoa, Annelida, Polychaeta, Sabellida, Oweniidae. The record is from the annotation of a GenBank genome assembly.
UGUACAACCAUAAAAUCAAACAGUUUUGUACGUGGCACAGAUAGCUGAACUUUAUUCACGAUGUGCGGAAUCUUUGCUUACUUGAACUUCUUGGUGGAGAGUGACCGAGAGAAGAUCAUUAAGAUCCUUAUAGAUGGCUUGAAGAGACUGGAAUACAGGGGAUAUGACUCUGCAGGUAUCGCAAUUGAUGGAGGGAAUGAGCAGGUUCGAAACAAACCUAUCCGACUCAUCAAAAAGAAAGGCAAAGUGGCCAAUCUGGAGGAAGAAAUCAAAAUUGCAGAAGAUUUAAACAUGGAUCUUACCUUUGAGACACAUAUUGGUGUAGCCCAUACCCGCUGGGCAACCCAUGGGGAACCUAAUGCUGUAAAUUGUCAUCCACAGAGAUCAGAGGAAGAUAAUGAAUUCAUCGUAGUGCACAAUGGUAUCAUCACAAACUAUAAAGAUGUCAAACAAUUCCUGCAAAAUAAAGGAUAUGUAUUUGAGUCUGAAACAGAUACUGAAGUUAUCCCUAAAUUGUGCCAUCACAUAUUCAAGUCCCACGAAGGCAGCCCUAUUACAUUCCGUGAGGUAGUUGAGACCUGUAUACAACAGCUGGAAGGUGCAUUUGCUCUUGUGUUCAAGAGUGUACAUUUUCCCGGACAGUGUGUAGCUGCAAGACGUGGUAGCCCCUUGUUGAUAGGUGUGAAGAGUCAGUCCAAACUCUCGACUGACCAUUUCCCCAUUCUCUACAGUAAAGAUGUUAACGCUGAAGCGAUGGGUAUCGAAGUGGAUCACAGAGGUUCAGGAGGUAUCAACCCCCCAUCUAUUCAACGUGAUGAAACCACGGAGUUCCAUCCAACAGGACCACAGAAGGUGGUUGAAUACUUCUUUGCAUCAGACGCAAGUGCCAUCAUAGAACACACUAACCAAGUGAUCUACCUUGAGGAUGAUGAUGUGGCUGCAGUUACCGAUGGCAACCUCUCAAUCCAUCGUGUCAAGCGCUCUCUUGAUGAUACAGGUCUCAGAGAAGUUAUCACACUUAAGAUGGAAAUACAACAAAUUAUGAAAGGAAACUUCAGCUCAUUCAUGCAGAAAGAAAUCUUUGAACAGCCAGAAUCUGUGGUGAACACAAUGAGAGGUCGUCUUAACUUUGAGACUAAUUCAGUGAUCCUUGGAGGCCUCAAGGAACACAUGAGUGAGAUUAGACGUUGCAGGAGGAUCAUCUUUAUAGCUUGUGGUACCAGUUUCCACAGUGCAGUAGCUACUCGGCAGUUGUUAGAAGAGCUGACAGAACUACCAGUCAUGGUAGAGUUGGCCAGUGAUUUCCUUGAUAGAAGUACUCCUGUAUUCAGAGAUGAUGUCUGCUUCUUCAUCAGUCAAUCAGGAGAGACAGCUGAUACUCUUAUGGCUUUACGAUAUUGCAAACAGAGAGGAGCAUUAAUUGUUGGAAUUACCAAUACCGUGGGGAGCAGUAUUUGCAGAGAAUCCCACUGUGGGGUGCACAUAAACGCUGGCCCAGAGAUUGGAGUAGCCAGUACCAAAGCUUACACUAGUCAGUUCAUUGCUCUGGUCAUGUUUGGUCUGAUGAUGUGCGAGGACAGAAUCUCCAUGCAGGACCGAAGGCAGAAAAUCAUACAAGGACUCAAAGAUCUUCCAGAACAAAUCAAAGAAGUAUUAAAGCUUGAUGAUCAAAUCAACAGCCUGGCACAGGAGCUCUACCAACAGAAGAGUUUACUUGUCAUGGGGCGUGGAUAUAACUAUGCCACUUGUCUAGAGGGUGCACUGAAAAUUAAAGAGUUGACUUACAUGCAUUCCGAGGGUAUUUUGGCAGGAGAGUUGAAGCAUGGACCUCUUGCGCUUGUAGAUAAAGCCAUGCCAGUCAUGAUGGUAGUGACGAGAGAUGGAGUUUAUGCAAAAUGUAUGAAUGCCCUUCAGCAAGUGAAAGCCAGACAUGGUCGACCUUAUAUAAUAUGUACUAAGGGUGAUACUGAGACACAACAGCAUGCGCAAAAAUAUCUAGAACUCCCACAUACGGAAGAUUGUCUUCAGGGUAUUCUCACAGAUUUGAUGUUGAUUGCCCAAGGAAUUUGGCUAAAUCUGUGA